AUGUGCCAUGACAUGCCUGCAGGAGCGAGGAUGCUACAGCAGAACCUGAAGGUUAAUUCCGAGCAGGGAGGAGUGAGUUUGGCAUGCCACCAACCUCGGCACUUCUCAGUUCCCGGAAGCCACAUAGCUGGCUUGGACCCGCGCACCACUCCAGCAUCUCUGUCGCAGUUUCGUGGUCCUCCGGCUGUGACAGGUAGUUUGCCACCUUGGGUCCGCCUGCAGGCUCUAGAGCUGACAUGGUGUGCACCUUACGUGCCCUUCAUGAAGCUGCCUCAGCGUGGCUUUUGCUGGAACUGGGAGAUGAUGAAAGAUGCCACAGCAGCCACAGAGGCCCUGAAGGUGCUGUCGGGCACCAACCACUACUCUCUGCAUAGCACGCACCUCUGGGACAGAGCCUGUGCUGUCAAAGACAUUGCACAGCCAAACCUUGCAAGCCGCAGACGGAAGUCUCGCCAGAGACCCCGUGAAGUGCAGCAUCCAGAAAUGCCUCACAGUGCCACAGUGCACCGCACCGGAACGCCUGACAGCUGCCUGUCAAGAGAAACAGAUCGCUGGUGA
Molecule: messenger RNA, 558 nt
Organism: Symbiodinium natans
Lineage: Eukaryota; Dinophyceae; Suessiales; Symbiodiniaceae
Source: the annotation of a GenBank genome assembly